Cannabis sativa is the source of this 2054-nucleotide messenger RNA. RefSeq lists its product as uncharacterized. The record is from RefSeq and is a predicted model, not a curated record. The coding region runs from base 381 to 935 and encodes 184 amino acids. Lineage: Eukaryota; Viridiplantae; Streptophyta; Magnoliopsida; Rosales; Cannabaceae. The transcript has 2 exons.
UGAACCAUAAACAAAAUCUUGAAGUGGUGAAGGGGCUACUUCCACGGACAGAGGAGGAGGCAUUUGUGAGGACCAUAUCUUACGAUGGUGUGGAGAACCUGGUUGAUGAUGGUGUGGAUGACACAGAGGCUGAGGCAGGUAGUCAGGUACCAGAGACUCAGGUACCAGACACUCAGGAAACAGACACUCAGGCCACUGGUUCAGAACCUCAGCCCAGUGCACCAUCUUCAUCAGGCGUUCGGGGUGCCGAGUACACUGAUUUAGUGGCGAGGUUGGAUAGGAUCGAGGCUGACACUCAGGGUCUGUAUGCUGCUCAUGUCGAGCUGAAGAAGGCAUACGAGACCAGCCAUGUAGAGCUGAAGGGUGGUCAGAACGUAAUUAUGGAGCAGCUCAGAGACAUAUUGGCCAUGUUGAAUCGUCCGCCAACGACAGCUUCAGCACCGGAGGCCCCAGCAGAUCCAUCUACCCCACCACCAGCUGCAUCACCCCCAGUAGAAGAGGAGGAGGUCUUCCCCGACGGGUACGAUCCUUAUGAGGGAGCUCCAGCGACUCCCAUCGAUACAGGUGUUAUCCAUGUACAUGACACCGAGUCGCAGGGUGAGAUUCUGUCGAUAGAGGCACAACCUGCAGUGGUUAAGAGUCGGAAGAGGAAGAGAAAUCCUCCUGUAUGGUUCGGUGACUACACGGAGAUGAAGAGGAGACAUAGGCCAUCUUCGACGUUUGAUCCCCUGGAGCCACCGGAUGAGAAAUUGUUAGUUACUUUCCGAAAGUGGUGUGUUGGACUCAUUCCGAACCACCGACUUCGGGAUUUGAGAAGUGGUGAUUACGGUCCAUCAUUCUUUUGGAUAAUGCUCACACCAAAGGAAUGGCUUACAGAUGACGUAAGUAAAGUAUUUUAUAAUAUUACUUCACUUUACAACUUUAUGUGCAAUUAAUAUAUUUUUUUGUCUAACUGACAUUUCCCUUUAUAUGCAACAAUGCAUAUGCUGAGGAGGCGACGCACCGACUAUCCACUGACAUUUCCUCAGAAGGGUGUCAUUCUCUCCACAUUCGUGACCACCAUGAUCAGCAGUGCAUGGACGAACCACAAGGGUCCGAGGAGAAACUUUGUGUGGGAGGAUUAUAUCCUGGACUACUGCAGAGGGGUUCAUAAGGUAUUGUUUUAGUAAGAUUUUAAAUGUUGAACUAUGAUUAUAACUUCGAUUGUUAAUUGUUUGGGAGGAUUAUUAUGGUUUGUUAAUUGUUUCGUUGUUCUCCGUAAUUACAGUCCCAAGUCUUUGAGAGAUGGAGGGGUAACGAGUAUAUUUACUUCAUUCUGCAUCUUCCCGAGGCAAGGCACUGGGUCACACUUGAAGUUGACAUAGAGCUGUGGAAAAUUAAUGUCUACGACUGUGAUUCCAGCGUCUGUCAUUGGACCGCCAUGGAACCCAUCCUGAAGACUUGGGAAGAACUGCUGCCCUCGCUAAUCCUUGCAACCGGUAAAUUUCCACGUAACAACCAGAUCAUGGCGUUAACUAACAGGGACAUCACGGUGCUUCCAAAAAUGCAUUCGACUCGAGCCACUCACGACUUAGUUCCGAAGGCAACAACCAGGUACAUAGCGAUAAAAAAGUACUAUAGUAUUAAAAUAUGUUUUACGUUAGACUGACUUUACAUUUUAUUUUGCAUUUAGUGGUGAUUGUGGCGUCUAUUGCAUUGAGUAUGUGGAGCAUCUCAUGAUGCAACGUGGAUUGACCGAUGUGACGCCAGGCCGGAUAGCUAUGUUUCGUCAACGGUGGUGUGUUGAUUUAUUUUACCAAAAUGUUGGCUGAUUAUUGUGUAAUUAUUGAGACAUUGUAUAUUUUGUGUAAUUAACAUUACAGUUAUGUAUAUAUAGACUUUCUCUUCGUUCAAAUUUUGAUAAUUAUUCGUGGUUUCAAAUAUAAAAUAUCGAUAUUAUUCAACAAAAAUAACUAUUAAACCUAAAAAUAAUUAAAAUAUUUAAAAAAUAUUCAACCUCGACAUUAUUUUAAAGCAGUUUCGAACCUGAAAUAGCGAUAAUUAUUCAUAGUUAG